Messenger RNA from Perca fluviatilis (European perch), 1559 nucleotides. RefSeq names its product BCL2 associated athanogene 4 (gene bag4). NCBI's taxonomy places the organism in Eukaryota, Metazoa, Chordata, Actinopteri, Perciformes, Percidae. Gene Ontology annotation, cellular component: cytoplasm; membrane; cytosol. The record is from RefSeq and is a predicted model, not a curated record. Gene Ontology annotation, biological process: protein stabilization. Bases 217 to 1350 code for a protein of 377 amino acids. The transcript has 5 exons. Gene Ontology annotation, molecular function: adenyl-nucleotide exchange factor activity; protein-folding chaperone binding.
CAAGAAGAAGCCCGAGCUCGAGCCAUUCAAUCAUUUCCUGAUUCCAGUCAGUCGAGCUCUACUCCUGUCUCUACUUCUGUAGGAAAACGGCCACGUAGUUGUAACGAAUUUGGGCCAAUUGGCGGCUCCGUUAGUCCCGUUAGGCACGUUAACGGUUUGUGUUUAACGAUGGCAGCUAACAGGACAACUGCCGGGGCGCGCGCUUAACGUUAGCAGAUGCAUCAUCAUCAAAUGCAGUCAAAUCCUAAACCCGACUCUGAAAACACUAACGGGACCUGGACUAACAGCAUGGACGCUUCUCAGUACCCUGGUUACCCGUCCCACUACUGGUAUCCUCAGACUCAUUCCUCAGGACAUUAUGCAAACAGCUAUCCCUCAGGAUCAGAGGUCCAGCCACAGUACAACCCACAGGUAAUGCCUGCAGGUUAUCCAAACGGCCACGGUGUCUACAGCCCAGCGCAGACUCAAUAUCCGGCGAGUGGUUUCCACCCGUCCAACCCUUUCUACUGUGCGGACGCUCAGAGGCCGGCUCCAGGUCCGUAUCCGAACCAGGGCGGUCCAGCGGAGCAGAGCAGCGGGCCGUCCGGGCAGCCACACUCUCAACACCAACAUCAUCACUAUCCUGGUCCACACUGCCAAGGGGCUCCUGGAUAUCCUCCCGGUGCGUACCCUCACUACAGCGAAGGGGGCCACGCGAGCCCCCCGUACCCCCCCGGCCAGCCUCUCCACCCAAACCCCCAGGCCGACGCGUGGGCGCACUCUGGCGCCUACGCCCCCCCGCAGCAGCCGUGGCCGCCCGGCCAGCAGCCUCCACAGAACCACUACGGGAACCCCGUCCGUCCAGCGCACCCCCCAGCAUGGCCCGGGACGGGAACCGGGGCUCCGCCUCCCUACCAGCCCAAGGAACAACAGCAGCCGCGCGCUCCACAGGCGGGACCCAAACCGCGGCCCAACCCCUCGCUGAAUCCCCCGAGUGCAAAGCCUGCCGAAAUAAGCUCGCCCCCGCAGCUGUACAACAACAACAAACAGGGGCGAGGUGAGCCCAGUCCUUCGCCCCAGCCCCAGGCCCAGACCCAGACCCAGCCCCAGGCCCCGCUGAGCGAUAACCCGGGCCUGGCCAAGGUCCAGCAGGUCAUGGCGAGGAUGCUUCUGCUCCAGGAAGACGUGGACGAGUUUGUCGGCAGAAAGACGGACAAGAGCUACCGGUACCUGGAGGAGCUGCUGACCAAAGAGCUGCUGGAGCUGGACUCGGUGGAGACUCAGGGACAGGACAGCGUCCGGCAGGCCCGGAAGGACGCGGUGCAGAAGAUCCAGGCCAUCCUGGACCGGCUGGAGAGGAAAGCCUUCUGAUGGACCCCCACAACGGGGACCGGUUUACCGGUUUGGGGGUGCGCUGAGUCUACGCUGUUAUUUUUUUUGGUUUGUUUUUUCUUCUUCUUCCAGAUCUUCCAUGGACACAAUGAGAGUCUCUUUCUCUCUGUGUCUCUCUCUCUGUGUCUCUCUCUCUGUGUCUCUCUCUCUGUGUCUCUCUCUCUGUGUCUCUCUCUCUGAGCGCUCUC